Messenger RNA from Amaranthus tricolor (Joseph's coat), 1749 nucleotides. Its product is annotated as thaumatin-like protein 1b. NCBI's taxonomy places the organism in Eukaryota, Viridiplantae, Streptophyta, Magnoliopsida, Caryophyllales, Amaranthaceae. The transcript is spliced from 3 exons. Gene Ontology annotation, cellular component: extracellular region. The record is from RefSeq and is a predicted model, not a curated record. Gene Ontology annotation, biological process: defense response. Bases 405 to 1355 code for a protein of 316 amino acids.
UUGCGGACAUAUAAAAAGUUCAGGUAAGAAACCUUAACAUUUUCAUGGUGACCUCGAGUAGGUUCUAUAGAACCAUGAAUUUUGUACAGAAACAAACACUGUUGGAUGUAUCGGUCUCUUUCUUCGGAUAGGCUCAGGUUGAAAUACCCAAUUCCCCAUAACCCCAGCCCCACAAGCUUAAUACAACGCAUCAAUUCCGUUUCCAACUUGGAUCAAAUCAACGAAACCAAGAAAAUGGAUCGAAGAAAGGCAAAAGCAAAUUUAGAAAAAGCAAAUUUAGAAAAAGCAAAGCAAUUACUUUAAAGAAAGAACCACAGUCCAUCAACUUCUUUAUUUCCCUCUCUUCUUUUUUUUUUUUUUUUUUUUUUUUACAGAUUCCCCUUUUCUCUUUAUUCCCUCCUUCAAUGGCGGAAAACAUCUCCCAUCUCAUUCUCCUCUUCUUCCUCUUUCUUUCCUCAGAAGCCGCAAAGUUCCGAAUAGUAAACAAAUGUAGACAUACAGUUUGGCCUGGAUUACUCUCAGGUGCGACCUCCCCUCCACUUCCAACAACUGGGUUUUCUCUCCAACCUGGAAAAUCCCGAACUUUCAACUUUCCCAAAUCAUGGUCGGGUAGAAUCUGGGCCCGUACUCUUUGCUCAACCGACCCAACAACCCAAAAACUCGUUUGUCUCACAGGAGAUUGCGCCUCCGGUAAACUAGAAUGCGGCGGAGCCGGCGCAAUCCCACCUGCAACAUUAGCCGAGUUUACACUAAACGGCGCCGGUGGACUUGACUUUUAUGACGUCAGCUUAGUGGACGGCUAUAAUCUACCCAUUCUUGUUGUGCCACGUGGUGGUAAAGGAGGGGAUUGUAGUCCAACUGGUUGUCUUGUUGACUUAAACGGCGCGUGUCCUAAAGAGUUAAGCGUGGAAGUCGCACGUGGGAAUGGGAGUGAGCUUGUGGGAAAGGGGACUGCUGUAGCGUGUAAGAGCGCGUGUGAAGCAUUCGGAGCGCCUCAGUUUUGUUGUAGUGAAGGGUUUAACACGCCUGACACGUGUAGUCCGUCGAUUUAUUCAGUCUAUUUUAAGAAGGCUUGUCCACGCGCGUAUAGUUACGCGUAUGAUGAUAAGACGAGUACUUUCACUUGUGGUGGCGCUGAUUAUAUCAUUGUGUUUUGUCCUCCUCCUUACACAAGCGAAAAAUUGCUUGGAAAACGAAAAAUGGCAGGUGAAUUACCACUGGUGAACAAAAAAAUGAUGUACUUGCAUUCAAGAGGCAGCAAAGCAUCCGCGGCAGGUCUGGCUAUUACUCAACUUAUCACUACUACCCUUUUUGUAUUAUGUUGUGUUUCCUGGGAUUUCAUUCUUGUUUUCUAACACUCAUGGGAAACUUUCAGGACAAUAGCCGAGAAGUGGGAGUUCUCUUUUCACCCCAUUUCUUUGUACCAUUUAUCUUCACCAUUUACCACUUUGUAGACCUCUAUUCAUGGGCAGACAAUGCCACGCUGUGUAUAAUCUGGAAAUUGCGUAAGAACGAAAUUGUAAAUAUAGAUUUUUCUUCUCGUUCUCAUGAAGGGCUCAUUUUUGGAACAUAUUAUACAAUGAAUCCAAUACAAUGUUGUACUCGAGAUUUUCAUCAGAUGUCGCGUUCUUGAGUAUCUAUUAUUUGAUCUUGUUGAUCAUGAACAAUGUCAAGUUUUGUAAUUCUAAUGGUGGUUUAAGAACUUGAUACUUCAAUUUCAGCCAUAAGGAUGGAGUUUGUACACUAAAA